Trachymyrmex septentrionalis is the source of this 2241-nucleotide messenger RNA. RefSeq names its product ubiquitin-conjugating enzyme E2 Q2. Lineage: Eukaryota; Metazoa; Arthropoda; Insecta; Hymenoptera; Formicidae. The transcript has 7 exons. Gene Ontology annotation, cellular component: nucleus. Gene Ontology annotation, molecular function: ubiquitin conjugating enzyme activity. The record is from RefSeq and is a predicted model, not a curated record. Gene Ontology annotation, biological process: protein polyubiquitination. Bases 179 to 1330 code for a protein of 383 amino acids.
CGAGCUCAUACGGAAGUAGCCGAAGCGAGGUAGUUGCGGUCGCCAUUUUCUCGGGUAGUCAUCCGAAAUCAUCUUGUCUCUGUCACCACGGUUAAUUUUGACCGUAUUUCGUUCCGGACGGGGUAAAAGACCGCCUCCUGUCCGCCGUAUACGUGCCACGCCGACCGUCGCACCGCAAAUGGCUUGUCUGAACACCCUUAAGCAGGAAAUCAAAACGCUCGAAUCCGUCUUCCCCAAGAGCCAUGAGAGGUUUCAGAUAAUGUCUGCGAGCGUGGACGAACUCAGCUGCAGAUUCGUCGGUAAAAAUGGGAAGAAGUAUGAAAUACACGCCAAUAUCACAGAAACUUAUCCUUCAACGCCACCUGUCUGGUUUGCCGAAUCCGAGGAGACUAGUGUUACGAAUGCUGUACAAAUUUUAAGCAACACAACAGGCCGUGACAACCAUGUAAUCAACCAAGUUGGUAUCCUGUUGAAAGAGUUAUGCAGACUACAUUCUUUACCGGAACCACCAGAUGUUGAAAGGCUGAGAACCGCUUUGGAUCCUUUACGUUUAGGAGGAUCGAAUGAAGCUGUGGCGCAAAGGAUGGAUGCUGAAGACUUAGACGAUAUUGACGAAGAUGAAGAGAGUGAGACUGAAGAAGACCUUCAUCUGGAUAUGGACGAAGGAGACGCUAAUUCUAAAAAUAAAAGUGAAGAAAUGGAUUUGGAACAUCUUGCGACAUUGGAAAGGUUGAGACAGAAUCAGAGACAAGAUUAUUUAAAAGGAUCUGUUUGUGGAAGUGUACAAGCUACCGAUAGACUCAUGAAAGAAUUGCGUGAUAUAUACCGAAGUGACAGCUUUAAAAAGGGAAUGUAUAGCAUAGAACUAGUAAAUGACAGUUUGUAUGAAUGGAAUAUCAGAUUGAUGUGUGUAGAUCCUGAUUCACCACUUCAUAGCGAUCUCAUUCUUUUGAAAGAGAAAGAAGGCAAAGACAGUAUUCUUCUCAAUAUGCUUUUCAAGGAAACUUAUCCGUUUGAACCUCCAUUUGUAAGAGUCGUACAUCCUAUCAUAUCUGGUGGAUAUGUUCUUGUGGGAGGUGCCAUUUGCAUGGAACUUCUUACAAAACAAGGGUGGAGUUCGGCGUAUACAGUAGAAGCUGUUAUAAUGCAGAUUUCAGCGACGUUAGUGAAAGGGAAAGCGCGUAUACAGUUCCAAGGAUCAGGCGGCGCUGGCAAAGUAUGUGGCGGACAAGGCCAAUAUAGUUUGGCACGUGCCCAACAGUCAUUCAAGUCUCUUGUACAAAUACACGAAAAGAAUGGUUGGUUCACACCUCCAAAGGAGGAUGGCUAAUGAACACCAACUGCGGAAAAGUACCGAAAAUAUGAUACAUGCUUACAGCUGAGACUUUAAUUCGGUGUGUGCCCAACAAGUAAUUGUUAUGAUAAUGAUUUGAUACACAAACACAACAGUAACUAGGGAGAGCACCCGGUUCACGCGGAACUUUAAAUAAGCGAUUGAAGUGACUGAAUGUAAAACAUGAUACAAGCAUGUAUGGAAAUUAUUACAUCCACGUGUACCUGGUAACAGAUCUGCGCUCUAAUCAAGACAGAACGACAAGUAAUAGUCUGCGUUUCGCUUGAACCGUGGUAUUUGAUUGCAUCCAUUUGAUACUUGGGAUAUAAUGACUUUGUGUAUCGUGUUAAGUAUAUGAUAUAACUUAACUCUCGUAUUAUAACAUGUUCUGACGAGGGUAUAGACUUCCGGAGCAAAGCAGAGUGCCGUACACGUCGAGAGAAAUCGCGAUUAAAGUUUUUUUAUUUUCUGUUUUUAUCGCAAAUUUUCGUCCAUCUCUCCUUUUUCGCAAACAUUUCGUUAUUUUCUCGACGUGAACGAUGAUAUGUUCCCCGAGUCUAAACCCAUAAGUUAACUUAUGUCUCUACUCUGUCUGCGUACCUAUUUGCGUAAUUAACUCAUUGGUCAACCAAGAGAUCGAUUAUUUUUUGGUAAUCGGUCGCGUCGUCUCAUUGUCAAUAUAAUCUUAAGAUUACUCUACGUAUCUUAAAUCUGCUCCACUUGUAUAUCGUACCAUUAUUGAUUUGAGUGAAAGUUUCCAUAAUUCUAAUAUAUCAAGCAUUAUAUUUUUUCUUUUCUCUUUCUCUCUCUCUUUAUUUCUCUAUCUCUCUUCUCUCUCUUUCUCUCUCUCGUACACCACAAUUUCACGUUAAGUUACGUUAAUUAUUGUUUAGGAAAACGCUACGAAA